Molecule: messenger RNA, 807 nt
Organism: Neohortaea acidophila
Lineage: Eukaryota; Fungi; Ascomycota; Dothideomycetes; Mycosphaerellales; Teratosphaeriaceae
Exons: 1
Coding region: 158-634 (158 amino acids)
Source: RefSeq, a predicted model, not a curated record
UUUGCUCGUCUCGUGUCAACCCGACCAACAGACUUUAUUGACGUGCGUGACAGUCCCGCAACGAACACGGGCAUGCGAAUUGGUACGAAUUGCUUUCAAAUGCUUCCACCGUUCAUCAUUCUGAUCGUUGGGCUGUGUCACACGCGGCUUGCUUCGAAUGGUGACCAGUGAUUCCUUCAUGUUCUAUCACUCCAAGCGAAUCAAUAUCAAUCUGAUUGAUGAUGUGGUGAUGACAUUCAAUCAAGAGACGACUGCUGAUAGCCCAAGACAUCUAUCAACAGCCAAAUGCCUGCUAACAUUCACAAACGAGCAUCAACCAAACAUCACACGACCUUUCGACCAUCAAAACACAAAUGUCGGCAAUCAAUCAAUCGUCACCAGCGGACGACGGUUCGACGCCUUUCUCCCUUUCUUCAUGAUCCGUGCCAGAGUCGUGCUUAUCAACGGUGCACGUUCUCGAUGUGGUUCUUCGAACGUAAGCGGUUCGUCGUCGUCCAUGUCCUGUCGGACGGAAUUCCAGACUUCCCGGGAGGAGCGGCGGAGAGUGACGACGAGGAGGAAGAGGAAGGCGACGAGGGUGAAGAGGAGCAGGGCGAAGCUGAGGAUUGCGAUGGGGUCGUGGAGUGCGUUGUAGUUUGAUGAGGAUGCGGGUUGUUGGGUUGAUUGUUGAGGUAUCGGUGGGGACAUGCUGGCGUGUAGGUGGUGGUGGGAGGUUGUGUUGCGCGGGUGUUUGGAUGGUGUUGAAUAUGAAGAGCGUACGAUUCCAGCUGAGCUGGUUGAAGGAGAUAUAGGAAAUGCAUGAAAGAG